Messenger RNA from Pseudocercospora fijiensis CIRAD86, 1194 nucleotides. RefSeq lists its product as uncharacterized. Gene Ontology annotation, molecular function: translation initiation factor activity; RNA 7-methylguanosine cap binding. The record is from RefSeq and is a predicted model, not a curated record. The coding region runs from base 143 to 910 and encodes 255 amino acids. NCBI's taxonomy places the organism in Eukaryota, Fungi, Ascomycota, Dothideomycetes, Mycosphaerellales, Mycosphaerellaceae. Gene Ontology annotation, biological process: translational initiation. The transcript has 2 exons. Gene Ontology annotation, cellular component: eukaryotic translation initiation factor 4F complex; cytoplasm.
CCACAUCACCCACUCUCCACUACUCCUGAGGCUCUGCCCGGCGCACAGCUCUACCGACACUCUCUGCCUCGCGUCGAUCUAUAACAUCUCCGCCGUCCGCGCUCCGUCUUAGAAAUAGUCCACUUCAGCACCACACAGUACAAUGGCCGAAGUCGCCUCUAACGGACCAGUGCCCGACUCAAACGGCCAGGUCGACCUCAGCACCAUCCCAGUGUCUCCAGAGGGCGCCAUGACCGAUGCGACCAACGGCGCCAACGGCACCAAGUCUGCCGACAGCGACAAGAUCGUGACCGUCUUCGAUGACCCAAGCAAUUUCAAUGUCAAGCAUCAAUUGCAGCACACUUGGACUCUGUGGUUCACCAAGCCACCGAGCGGCAAGCAGGACUGGAACGAGCUUCUGAAAGAGGUCAUCAGCUUCAACAGCGUGGAAGAGUUCUGGGGAAUCUACAAUAAUAUCACGCCUGCUUCGGAGCUCGCCCAGAAGUCUGACUAUCACCUCUUCAAGUCUGGCGUACGUCCCGAGUGGGAGGAUCCGCAGAACAAACACGGCGGUCGGUGGUCAUACACAUUCAAGGGCAGCAAGGCCAAUGACGAGACAUGGUUGAAUAUCAUGCUCGCUGCUAUUGGCGAGAUGCUGGAAGAUGAGGCUGACAACGAAGUCAUGGGCGUCGUCGUGAACAUCCGUAAGGCUUUCUGGCGUGUUGGUCUUUGGACGAGAACCGCUGGCCAGCCUCCAAAGGGUCGCAAGGACGAAGCAGACCGCGAGGAUGGACGUAAGCGUCUUGAACGCAUCGGCAAGCGCUUCAAGGAUACGCUCAACCUUCCAGCCAGCGAAGGCGUCGAGUUCAGUGGUCACGCUGACUCCGCUCACUCUGGCAGCAGUCGUGCUAAGGCCAAAUUCACCGCCUGAGCAAUUUUGCUUGGACUUUAGCGAUUGAGGGAUUGCCGCCCAUGGCGAUCCCAUCUUGCAGUUCUUCAUCAUCACGACGGCAUGGAUUCGGCGCACUACGGCGCACUAUAGCUGGCAGGCCUAGCGAACAGGGAGGUUGAAGCAAGUGGCCCUCCGGGAGAUUCGACGAUUACAUGUGCAUAUAGACUCACUGGGUACGUGAGUACGGAUGGACUAGCUCAGGUAUACCCAGCAUGCGAACAAGGAGUUUUUGAUAGCGGGUAGGAACUCAAAGCGUUUGGUCG